AUGGGCUCUGCGUACACUAUCUUGGGUAAAUCCGUUCCAUCUCACUGGUUGGCUGUCGCCACUCUCUCCCUCACCAUUGGUGGUACCGUCUUCGCUACCUCCGGCUCCAAGCCAGCUGCUGCCCCAACCGCUGUUACCGCUCCAGCCGCCAAGGACGAAGAGUUUGACCUCGAGAAGAUUUUCAACGACUUGACCAAGGAAGAAGCCAAAUAA
This is a messenger RNA of Babjeviella inositovora NRRL Y-12698, 213 nucleotides long. RefSeq lists its product as uncharacterized. The record is from RefSeq and is a predicted model, not a curated record. The transcript has 2 exons. Gene Ontology annotation, biological process: proton motive force-driven ATP synthesis. Lineage: Eukaryota; Fungi; Ascomycota; Pichiomycetes; Serinales. The coding region runs from base 1 to 213 and encodes 70 amino acids.